Messenger RNA from Schistosoma curassoni, 1506 nucleotides. The record is from the annotation of a GenBank genome assembly. NCBI's taxonomy places the organism in Eukaryota, Metazoa, Platyhelminthes, Trematoda, Strigeidida, Schistosomatidae.
AUGUUUCUGAAUACUUUGUCACCUAAAUUUUAUGUGGCUCUAACAGGAACAAGCUCCUUAAUAUCGGGGCUUAUUUUGAUUUUUGAGUGGUGGUACUUUAAGAAGUACGGAAAGUCGUUUAUUGAGCAAAUUUCUUGGACCCACAUAUAUCCACUCAUUGGUGGAAGUGAUGAAGAUAAUGAAUGUGAUAGUGUGGAAUCUAAUGGUCACCUAGCGUCUACGCAAGAAUGUAAGGUGUGGAGAAAUCCUUAUAGUUUGUUUAGGGGGGCGGAGUAUCGAAAGUUUUUUCACGAAACAGGUCGUGACCCCCUGACGUAUUAUGAUAUGAACUUGUCUGCUCAAGAUCAUCAGACAUUUUUCACAUGUGAAGCAGAUGGCGGAAAGCCCGAGUAUGAAAUUAUGCAACUUUCAUGGAGAGAGAGAAAUCACGAAGAAAGAAUCAAGAAGACCAAGGAGGCCUUGGCUAAGAACCCUGAGUGUGCAACUGCAAUGAUCUUGCUUGCAGAGGAGGAGUGCUCCUACAUCGUAGAUGUAGAGAAAGUAUACAAACAAGCAUAUAAAGUUGCUGAGACAAAUCUUCGUCGUUCUCAACAGCUUCAAAACCACAGUCCAGCACAUGAAUCAAUGUAUCGGAGAGAUAUACAUGCAUUUGUUUUCAUUCGACGUCGACUUGCAAUGUGUGCAAGAAAAUUGGGUAAAUUGAAAGAAGCAAUAAAAAUGAUGAAAGAUCUUAUAAAGGAAUAUCCAAAUUUAAAUCUUUUCAAUAUCCAUGAAAAUCUUAUUGAAUGCUACCUAGCUGCCCAGCAAUAUGCUGAUGCUCAGGCUUUCCUAGCUAAAUACGAUGAUAUCAACUAUCCGAAAUCAGCUACUAUAUGUUACACUGCAGCUUUACUUAAAGCCAGACAAGUAUCUGAAAAAUUUUCUCCGGACUUAGCGUCACGUAGGGGUUUGAAUGCAGCUGAACUGAGUGCUGUUGAAGCUAUUCAUCGGGCUGUUGAAUUUAAUCCACAUGUACCAAAAUACCUUCUUGAAAUGAAACCUCUAAUAUUGCCUACAGAGCACAUUUUAAAACGUGGCGAUUCUGAAGCCAUAGCAUAUGCAUUUUUUCAUUUAGCUCAUUGGAAAGCUGUAGAAGGUGCAAUUAAUUUAUUAUAUUGUACAUGGGAGGGAACUUUUCGACUCAUUCCAUAUCCUCUAGAAAAAGGAAACCUCUUUUAUCCUUAUCCCCAUUCAACUACAGCGACCGAUCGAGAACUUUUACCAAGUUUUCAUACACUAUCUGUGUAUCCGAAAAAAGAUGUGCCAUUUUUUAUUCUAUUUAUUGCGGCUCUAUGCUCUUUAACAGCUAUACUUACAUGUUUAACUCAUGUCUACCCUGAACAAAUGGGAUCACUUUCUAGUAAGACUCUCAACUGGUUUUUCAGUCCAAUCAAUUAUCUAUUGGAAAGACUAGAAGGUUUGCUACUUUUGCUAGCUCCAACAUCUGCUCGAAAGCUUUUAACUUAA